Branchiostoma floridae (Florida lancelet) is the source of this 8122-nucleotide messenger RNA. RefSeq names its product unconventional myosin-X-like. Gene Ontology annotation, biological process: signal transduction. The record is from RefSeq and is a predicted model, not a curated record. The transcript is spliced from 53 exons. Gene Ontology annotation, cellular component: myosin complex; cytoskeleton. NCBI's taxonomy places the organism in Eukaryota, Metazoa, Chordata, Leptocardii, Amphioxiformes, Branchiostomatidae. The coding region runs from base 152 to 6256 and encodes 2034 amino acids. Gene Ontology annotation, molecular function: ATP binding; protein binding; cytoskeletal motor activity.
CCUAUGAUGUCAUUUUUCGCUCAUUUGCAUAUGCAGCUGUGAGUCAACUUGUGGGCUUUUUCCAAGCAGACUCAGGCCACAACUUACUCAUCGGACUUGUAAGGCGAUGGUACAGGGUUAGAUCGGUCCCUCGCCUUCCAGAGACUGCAACAUGGAAGUUUUGAAACCUGGCUGCAGGGUGCAGCUGUGGCACCAGGGCCAGUGGCAACCUGCUUCAGUCGACACAGAACAAGAUGACCACGUGACUUACACUACAGAUGCUGGACAGAGUGUGACCUACCCACUGAGUGCCUUAAACCACGACCUUGUGCGACCUAUGCAAGACAACAACAUGGCGGGAAGCGUGGAGGACAUGGCGAACCUGAGUGACCUGAACGAGGGGUCGAUCCUGGAGAACAUCAGACUCAGAUACGUCGGAAACAGGAUAUACACAUACAUAGGACAUAUCCUAUGUGCAGUGAACCCCUACAAACCAAUAGAAGACCUGUACAGUAGAGGAUGCAUCCAAGCCUACAAGAAGAAGCACAUCGGUGACCUCCCUCCUCACAUCUUUGCCAUUGCCAAUGAGUGUUACUAUGCCAUGUGGAAAGCAGGAGGAGAAAACCAGUGCAUUCUCAUCAGUGGUGAGAGUGGAGCAGGGAAGACGGAGAGCACCAAGUUCAUCCUGCAGUUCCUGUCUGAGAUGAGCCAGGUGUCAGUAGGGUCUGGAGAGGGGAGCACAGACACCAGUGUGGAGCAGGCUAUCUUACAGAGCAGUCCUAUCAUGGAGGCAUUUGGCAAUGCCAAGACAGUGUACAAUAACAAUAGCAGCAGAUUCGGCAAGUUCAUUCAGCUGCAGUUCAAUGAGAAGGGCAGCAUUACAGGGGGCAGGAUUCAGGACUACCUGUUGGAGAAGAAUCGAGUGGUUGGUCAGAACCCUGACGAGAGGAAUUAUCACAUUUUCUACAGUCUCAUCGCAGGGUCAACACCAGACAUUAAAGAGGUUCUGUGCUUGACAGAGGCAUCAGAGUUCCACUACCUCAACCAGAGUGGCUGCAUCAAUGACUCAACCAUCAAUGACCAGGAAGACUUCUCCAAAGUUUUGCAUGCGAUGAGAGUGAUGAACUUCAGUGAGAAGGAUAUCCUGGAUGUCUGGUGUCUCCUGGCGUCCAUCUUGCACGUGGGGAACAUCAAGUUUGUCACUACAGCUGGCGCACAGGUUGCUGAUAAGCAAGCCCUCAGCAAUGCUGCCUCCCUCCUGAGAGUUGACAUGUUGGGUUUAGCCGAGGCUCUCACACAGAGGUCAAUAUUCCUUAGAGGGGAGCUUAUCAGUACCCCUCUAGAAGUUAAUGAGGCGGCAGACUCUCGUGAUUCCCUGGCCAUGAACUUGUACAAGGCCUGCUUCAGGUGGAUCAUCACCAAGAUCAACAGCCGUAUCUAUGGCAAUGGGCACUACUCAUCCAUCGGUGUGCUGGACAUCUUUGGCUUUGAAAACUUCCAGACCAACAGGUUUGAACAGUUCAACAUCAACUAUGCCAAUGAGAAGCUGCAGGAGUACUUCAACAAGCACAUCUUCUCCCUGGAACAGCUGGAGUACAACAGAGAGGGCAUCGUGUGGACAGACAUCGACUGGGUGGACAACGGGGAAUGUCUGGACCUGGUUGAGAGGAAACUGGGUAUCCUGGACCUUCUGGAUGAGGAGAGUCGCUUCCCUAAGGGCACAGACAACACCUUUGUGGACAAGUUGCAUGGAGGACACAAGGAAAAUGCAUUCUUCCUGAAGCCCAAGGUGGCCAGCAGAAUGUUUGGCAUCAAGCACUAUGCUGGAGAGGUUUAUUAUGACACCCAGGGAUUCCUGGACAAAAACAGGGACACAUUCAGAGACGACAUUCUGAACAUACUGCAGGAAAGCAGGUCUGACUUUAUCUACGAGCUGUUUGAUACGGAUGCGUACGCGAACAGAACCAGUCUGAAGAGCGGUACGGCGACAAGACAGAGGAAGAAACCAACAGUCAGCUCUCAGUUCAAGGAGUCCCUGCGGAGUCUGAUGACCACACUGAGUGCUGCUAACCCGUUCUUUGUCAGGUGCAUCAAGCCAAACUCUCAAAAGUUACCCGACACGUUUGAUCCCGAGCUGGUUCUGAGUCAACUGCGGUACAGCGGAAUGCUGGAGACGGUCAGGAUUCGCCGCGCGGGAUAUCCCGUCAGGCGCACGUUUGACGACUUCUGCUACAGGUACCGUGUGUUGGUGCGCCUGUCGUCCAGCGAUGAAGACAUAAAGUCUCACUGCAGCGGAGUGUUACAGCUGGUGGACGACACAGGCAAGGAGUGGCAGCUGGGAAAAACUAAGGUGUUCUUGAGAGAGCGGCUGGAGUGUGAGCUAGAGAAGAGAAGAGAGGCGGAGCUGCACCGGGUGGCAACCAUCAUCCAGGCAGGGUUCAAGGGUCACCAGGCCAGGAAACAGUUCCACAGGGCCAAACAGAGCAUUGUUGUCAUCCAGAAGAACUACAAGGCCCAUUUCUGGAGGAAGGCGUUUGUCCAGGUCCGACAGGCGACCGUUACCCUGCAGAAGUUUGAGCGCAGCCGGCGAGCGCGCCACCUGCUGGAGCGGCUGCGGGAGGAGAAACGACAGGAGGAGGAGCGGCAGCACCAGCUGCGAGAGGAGGAGAGGAGGCAGAGAGAGGAGGAGGAGAAGGUUAAAGAAGAAGAAGAACGAAGACUCUUGGAACAGAAGACAAUUGAAGAAAAGGCCAAGUUUGAAGAGAAGAGACAAGAAGAGAAGAGACUAGAAGAGGAGAGAAAGAAACCUUGCAUCUGUCCCAUGUGUGGCUCUAGAAGGGAGAUGGAAAAACAAGAAGAAAUCAGACAACAGGAACAAAAAGUCAAAGAGAAACAGGAGCUCAGGAAACUGGAGUUUGAGGUCCUAGAUGAGCUUGAUAAUUUGAUAGAGGAAUGCAUGAUGCUGGAGUUGGGAAGGUCGGACAUUGAUGACAAUUUGGACGACAAGUUGGAGGAUUGGGCCAAAGCGAAGCAGGAGUUAGCCAUGCUGCGGGCACAGCAGGCGGAGGAGGCACGACUGGCCGAGGAGGCCAAACAACGGGCGCUUGAGGAGGAGAAGAGAUUCGAGGAGUUUGCCAAGAAAAAGGCGAAAGAAGACGCUAAAAGGAUGGAGCAAGAAGCUAUGUCAAGACAAAACAGGCCUACCAGGCUACUCUUACAGUCCAAGGAUACUAAGGAGAGAAGGUUACGAGCAGAGGCUGAGCAGGAGCGCCGGCGGCAGGAGGCUCAGCGGAAGUGGAACCGCACGCUCAGCACCAAGAAGGGCGAGGAGAAGAGGGAAUCAGUCGACUCCAUGCUCAGCGAAUCAGACGGCACACAGGAACGCUCAUCUCUUGACGAGAGUGGAGAUGAGUUGGACAUGGACUUGGACGACGAGUCUCCGUCAUCACCCAAGAGACACAGUCUCCUUCCCGAGGUCACGCCUUACUUCCAUGCCUAUCUCAUGAUGAAAGGUGGCGUGAUGAACACCUGGAAGCGCAGGUGGUGUGUGCUGAAGGAUGACACCCUGAUGUGGUACAGGGGCAAACAGGCAUCUAUAAAGUCGGGCUGGUUGGCAAAGAAAGGCGGCGGCACCGGCACCCUGAGCAGGCGGUCCUGGAAGACGCGCUGGUUUGUUCUGCGGGGGAUGACCCUCUCGUACCACGAGAACGACGAGGAGGGCGCGAAGCAGCUGGGGUCCAUCGACGUGAAGUCCUGUAAGGAGAUACUAGACAAUGGGCUGAAGGAGAACGCCCUGUCUAUUGUGACGGAGGCACGGACGUAUCACCUGGUGGCAGAAACACCUGAAGAGGCCAGCCAAUGGUACAACGUACUGACCAGUGUGUACUCGGCCACUGAUGAAGAACUUAGGGAGAUGCAGGAUGAACAGGCCAACCCUAAGAACGCAGCAGGGACCCUUGAUGUUGCCCUGAUCGACUCUGUCUACGCAUCUGACAACGAGUCGAAGCCGCACCAGUUUGUGAUCAUCACGGCCAACCGCGUGUUCACCUGCUGUAGCGACACCGCGGAGGAGAUGCACCACUGGAUCAGCUGUCUACAGAGGUCAAAGGGCGACGUGCACUCUGGGGGACAGGAUUUCAUCACACGAGGUUGGCUGAGUAAGGAGACUGGCAAGCCCACAGGCACAGUUAACAAGUCCACCACCCUAAAGAAACGAUGGUUUGUCCUGACUGCCCAUUCCCUGGACUACUACAAGAGCUCGGACACCAACAGCCAGAAACUGGGAACCCUCAUCCUGGACAGUCUGUGUCGAGUAGUACAGGCUGAUGCUGAGAUGUACGAACAAACAGGUUACUACAUGUUCACGAUCCACGGUCGUCGUCGCUCCUUCCACCUGUUUACCAAGCUCCACACAGAGGUGCAGCAGUGGGUCCAGUCUCUUCAGGAGGUCAUUGACAGCAAGGUUCCCAUAGUAACGCCUACACAACAGCUCAUCACAGACCUCAGGGAUGCGAGUAUGAACAGUGAGGCCGUGGACCAGAUCUACCAGCGGAACCCCAUCCUCAGGCACACACCCCACCCCCUCAAGACACCCCUCCUCCCUCUGCCAUAUGGAGAUGUCAAUGCCAACCUACAAAAGGAGAAAGGCUACACCAACCUGCAGGAAGAGGCAGUCAAGAUCUUCAACUCCCUUCUUCAGAUUGAGACUGCAGCAGACCAGAUCUCCAUUGUACAGAACAUCUUGGAGACGUGCCACGACCUGAAGUACCUGAAGGACGAGGUGUACUGUCAGCUGAUAAAGCAGACUAUGGGCGUGGCCGACGUGGACUCCAUCGGCAACCUGCGGGUGUGGCAGAUCAUGGCCUGCAUGUGCUGCGCCUUCCAGCCAACCAGGAACGUCAUCAGAUACCUCAAGUUCCACCUCAAAAGAUGUAAGGAGAAGUUCCCCAGCACAGAGAUGGCAAAGUUUGCUGCCUUCUGUGGGGACAGUCUGCGCAGGUGCAAGGGGAGGGAAUACGUGCCGUCACGGGAUGAGGUUAUUGCUAUUCUGGGACGCCGUGACAUGUACACCACUGUCCAUUGCUAUGGGAGCUCUUGUCGUAUAAGUAUCAACUCCUCCACUACAGCGUCUGAGGUUGUGAAGCACCUGAUCCAGGAGAUGAAACUUAAGGUUGUCCAGCGGCUGGUCCGAGGGAUGAACCUGGAGGAGACACACAACACCUUCGCUCUUUUUGAGAGGGGCGCGGGUCAGGACAAGGCCAUUGAUGGAAAGGCCAUAGUGGCUGACAUACUCGCCAAGUUUGAGAAGUUGAAAGAAGAGGAAGAAACAGACUGGAAGUUGUUCUUCAGACUCUUCUGUUUCAUGGACCCCCGUAAUGUGCCCACCAACAGUUUAGAGUAUGACUUCAUGUUCGAGCAGGCCCACGAAGACGUUAUCCACAACAGAUUCCCGAGCUCCGAGGAAACUCUACAAUACCUGGCUGCCUACAGGUUACAGUAUAAGGAAGGAGACUUCAGCAAGAGUGGAUGGAUCAAUGACCUUGGCCAAGUGUACCCCAUGGAGAGGUUACGCAGGCGGGUCAAGUCCACCAAGGAGAACAUUGCACCUGUCAGCGACAAGACAGAGAGACCAACUACAACUAAGAGGAAGUCCAACUUCUUAGAAGGAACCUUAAGAAGAAGUUUUGGCAAAGGAGGCCACAAGAAAGCAAGACAACAAGUGCUGGGUGAGGAUGCCCAGCUGAUCCACCUGCUGAAGGAGGAGGAGUCCAGCACCACCUCAGCUGUCAUUGCCAAGUGGAAGAUGCUGAAGGGUUUAACAAAGGAGGAAGCCCAGCAGAGGUACAUGCGGGCAGUGAUGGACUGGUCUGGCUAUGGCGCUACACUGUUUGAUGUGGAGUGUAUCCCAGGGAAAAUACCCCGAGACGUUCUCUCUGCUUGUAAGGACAGACAGCACCCUGUAGACCUGUGGCUGGCUGUCAGUGUAGAUGAGAUCGCUCUGUACAAGAGAGGAGAGGAGAGACCGCUCGCAUCAUAUGCCUACGAUAGCAUCCUGUCUUUUGGAGCGCCUGUACCCAACACCUACAAGAUCGUGGUGGAAGACAAGGAGCCCAUGAUGUUUGAGACCAGCCAGGUUGUUGAGAUUGCAAAGCUGAUGAAGGCCUACAUCAACUCCCUGGUGAAGAAGCGGUACAGCUGGCGAACCUCCUACCACAGCUACAGGAAGAGUGUGGACAGUGAUGACAUCCUCCUGUCUCCGACAGUCACACAGUCGUAACCCAUCACACAUUACUGUAGACUAUAGGAACAAUAGACUGGUCCAAACUGUCUCCUACAGUCACACAGUCUUAACACUGACCUGGCUGGCAUUACUGUAGACUAAUCCAACCUGUCCAUCAACAAUAGCACUCCUACAGUCACACAGUCUUAACCCUCACCUGGCAAGGAUUGCUGAAGACUAGAAACGACGGACUGAUCCAAACGGUCCAUCAAAAAUAGCACUCCAGUCAGUCAGAGGUCAAAGCCUCCACAAAGUUUGAUUUUCUAUGUUUUUGAGUUGCGUUUAUGUGUCAUGACCGAGUUAGAUAGCUCAUUUAGGAUCAGUCUAUUCAUUACAACUACUAAGACUCAGGCGUCUGUCUGCAGGCUUCUGCUGAUAUUAGCUUUGCUAUAUGCAAGAGCUGGUUGCUAAGGGAAAAGUCUGUUUCUACAUGUAUGGGCUUAACCCUAGUUCUCAUCAAGGUGACAAAGUUUUCAUCCUGUCACUAUGAUGGUACAUGAAAAACAAUGGUCGCAACUUAUCCUUUUGGCUUAUGCAGUCACCUACAAUGUAUUUUGCUUAAUGGAUGAGCUGGUAGCUAGAGUUAAACCAUCUGCUUCACUGUAAACUUGCUGGAAGAGUCAGACCAGUGAUGUCAUCAUGUUUCAAUGACUAUCACACAAAACUGUUGCAUACCUACAUGCCAUAUAUACAAUGAACUUGGAAGUGUUUGAUUUCUGUCUUAUGUAUAAAGAAUGUAGAGCAAAGAGUAUCAUGAACACAACUUGCCGUUGCUUUGAUUAUGUCAAGAUGCCAUGUGAUGUAAAAACGUGUCAUAAUUUUCUGGUAAUGACAUAACAAUGUGUAGUAUGUGUAGGUUAACUCAUUUUAAAGCGUGCUUCGCUUCCUGAUUUUAAGAUUUUGUUUGAUGAUGUUUUUUACUCUGCUGGUCAGAAGAAUUGACCCUUGGGUGUGUGGUACUGGUUGUAAGAAUGUAGAUAGUCAAAGACUGUACAGAACUAGUACUUACAUUGCGAUUUUUUUAUUCUGUUUAUAAAUCAUGCACAUCACGUAGAGUAGCUAUGUUCUAACCAAGCAUCACCAAUAGCAAACAAUUUUACUAAUACAUAGUUCUGUUCUUGUGUCAUUUAACAAUUGCCAAAGGAAAUUCAUGUGACCAUAAUCAUGCAUUGUUAAUGUAGACUAUUCUAUUGACAAUUCUUAAUGAACUGUGUAUACAAUUUUUUAUACUUUGAAAUUUUUGUGUAUCAUAUUUAAUAAUCUUUCUGCUGUCAUGAAAGUUGCUGCAAGACAAAAAUCAAGUUGUGACAUUCCUGGCCAUGUAGUUUGUAGUGCUAAUUAAGUUAUUAAUAGUAAUAAUCAUGUAUAAUUUAUUCAGAAGUAGAUUAGCAAUAUUAUUGUAGUUAGCUUGUGUAGCCAAGCCUUGAACACCAAAAUGUGCCAGUAAAGAGAAUGUUAACUUGUGCUAUAAGAUUCAUCACCAGACUCUAUGUUCUAUUUACAUCAACAUGAAAAAAGAAAAUAGGAAACUUAAAGAUGCCAAGUUUAAGUACUUCUCCAUCAGCCAUUUAGACAAGUGAUACUGACAGUAACUAAUGAAAUAACAGACUUCAGUGGCAAGAAGUGCAACAAUUUGUCAAAUUUGAACUAGCCAUUGAUAUGCUUUCACAAAAGUUGCUGUGUCAUCACGUUAGAUUACUGUGUCUAUAGAUAAUGACAUCAGACUAUGAAGCCUCCUUGUACUAUACUGUAUCUGAUCUGUCACUAAUGUGUGGUAAAACUGAGUCUACUUAAUAUAGAAUGUUUGUUCAGACAUGGUUUGUGUCAAUAAAGUUGGCAUGACUGCAGGAAGAUUACUGAAAA